This is a messenger RNA of Cloeon dipterum, 1107 nucleotides long. Its product is annotated as probable RNA-binding protein EIF1AD. The record is from RefSeq and is a predicted model, not a curated record. Gene Ontology annotation, biological process: translational initiation. The transcript is spliced from 2 exons. NCBI's taxonomy places the organism in Eukaryota, Metazoa, Arthropoda, Insecta, Ephemeroptera, Baetidae. Gene Ontology annotation, molecular function: translation initiation factor activity; RNA binding. Gene Ontology annotation, cellular component: nucleus. The coding region runs from base 231 to 734 and encodes 167 amino acids.
CUCUAGAAACUGAAAUAUUGUCAUUGUGUUUCUGAGUUUAGUCGUGCACAGUCGUGCCCUGGAUGUGCCGCCACGUUUGGUCCAAGUACAUAUAUAUACAAGCCAUUUCUACAUUUCUUCAACAUCGAUCUUCAAUAAUAUCUAAUUGCCGCUGUUGAGAGCAGACAACAGACUCUAUCAGAUAACAUAAUAUUCUUCUAAUACGAUUUGACCGAAGAUUUCUCUUCAAAAUGUCCAAAAUGACGAAGAAGAAGUACGUUUACCAGGAGGUGGAAGACUGUAACGUAGAAGUCGCACCUAACCAUGAGGUCGUUAAGGUGCUUGGGUGCAGAGGAAACAAUCUUCAUGAGGUUGCCACUGCAAAGGGUGAGAAGUACUUGGCAUCAAUGCCGACAAAGUUCAGACGGACGGUGUGGGUUAAGCGAGGCGACUAUGUUAUCGUCGAGCACAUCGAAGAAGGGGUGAAGGUAAAAGGAGAAAUUUCCAGAAUCCUUUACAAGGACCAUAUCAACCAGCUAAGCAAAGACGGUGUGUGGCCUGAAGAGUUUGCUGACGCUGUGGUGACAAAAGUACAAGACUCCAAUGACAUUUUUGUUAACCAAAAUCGUGUGCUGGACAUUGAAAGUGAUUCUGAGGAAGAAGAUGAUAUUGAGAGCUGUUCAGAAGAAGAGGAUGGCGAUGCUUCAGCAGAGGAGGACAGAGACAAUUCAUCUUCAGAGGAUUGUGACAAGUGAUCAAAUCUCGCAUUAAUUUUUAGACUGCACUGGUUUAAUUCUUCAAAUUUUGAAGCGAGCCAAAGAAAUUUAAGGCUCAACUGCUGUUGUCGCCUUGGCCUUGAUGUCAGUUCCUACUGCCAUUAUUUAAAAUAAUUGAACAAAAUUGUGAUGAACUAUGAGAUUUAUAUCAAUGCUGUAACUUUCCAUGAAAUUAAUUCAAAAAUGAGACCACAAAUUAUGAAAGCUUGAAAUAGUUAAAAAAGAAUUAUAUAUUCCUGUCGUUAAGAUCGCCUUUCCUACACUUGACAUAGUUAAGUUCUGGUUUUAACUUUUCCUUGGUAAUAAAUAAUGUAAGUUACCAAUUAAACCUCUUUUGUAAAAAAUCUAAAAA